ACCUAUUUUGUGUUGUUGCCGAAAGAGAAAAAUCAAACGCAUUUUCACACGCGUCUCCGCGGGUACGGACGAUAUAAUAUAUUAUAUAAACGGGCGGACGACGACACUUGAGUCGCAGAAACCGUCGGAAAAGCUUACCAAAUAUCGUGUCUUCUUGCCGGUGUUCAUAGGCAUCAUUUAUUAGGCCCACCGGAUUUCGUUUCCAUUUCGACGAUGACGAAUAAUAAUAUGAACAGUCCGCGGUGCCGUCCCGAAAUCUUCUCGCUGCUGGCCGUCGCGGCGAUCGCCACCGUGCUCGUCCAUCAGCCAUCGACCGUCCACUGCGCCGACGCCGGAGUUUAUCCUCCGCAGCAACAGCAACAGGAGGCGACGAUGUUCACCGCUCCGUCGGGCUACUACGUGUCCACGUACGACCACAUGGACGUGGGCCGAUUGCUGAGAAACAACAAGGUGGUUGCGGGCUUCGUCAAGUGUUUCACCAACGAAGGACCUUGCACGCCGGAAGGCAGACUAGCAAAAGCCUACCUGUUGCCCGAGAUCAUACGUACCGUGUGCGGAAAGUGCACCCCGAGGCAAAAGGACAUGGCGCGGUUAGUGAUAAGACACAUUUACACGUACAGGCGAGGGGAUUUCGAUAAGAUCAUGCAGAUUUACGACACGGAUGGCAAGAAAAACGAGAUCAUCGAUUUCAUGAACCAAAAAUAGUUCAGUUAUUAUAUCAAUCGGCAGCUAUACCUAUCUAUAUAUACUCUCAAACGUCAAAGUUGCAUGAUAUAAUAUUUAAAAGCGGUCGCCGUAUCACCACCAUCAUUCAUCACAACCUUCACGACGAAUAGCUGCUGAUGCAUUAUAAUAUUAUAUAAUAUCUGUUAUUAUUAUCAAAAAAUAUUAUAGAAUAACGACUGCCGGUUUUAAUAGGAAACAUUUACCUACACUUGUAAAUUGUAAUGGUAAUUUUAAGCCCCCCUCCCCUCAUGAACGAUAAAUCAUGAUUAUUAAUCAGAACACAUUCUCCAUAUUUUAUACAUAUUUAUACUAUAUAGG
Myzus persicae (green peach aphid) is the source of this 1044-nucleotide messenger RNA. Its product is annotated as putative odorant-binding protein A10. The transcript has 2 exons. The coding region runs from base 214 to 705 and encodes 163 amino acids. Lineage: Eukaryota; Metazoa; Arthropoda; Insecta; Hemiptera; Aphididae. The record is from RefSeq and is a predicted model, not a curated record.